AUGGGUCCAGCUAACUAUCAGGAACCAACUGAGACCAGGCACUCAGCCCUCCAGCAUAGUUUCUACGCGACGUGGAAGGAGUCGGCUUGUCUGUUGUGUGUUUCAGAUCCCAGUCACACCACCUGUGGAGAUCCUGGAACACCUCUGUUUGGAAACCAGAACAACACCCAAGGAUACCAGAUCAGCAGUACAGUAUUGUUCAGCUGUAGGAAGGGCUACCUGCUACAAGGCUCCACAACACGCUCCUGUCUCCCAAACCUCACCUGGAAUGGCUUCCAACCAGAGUGUAUAGCCCACCACUGUAGCCAGCCAGAGAUGCCCACCCAGGUGGAUGUGUCUGCCAUAGAGUUGCCGUCUCUAGGUUACACCCUGAUCUACACCUGUCAGCCAGGCUUUUACCUGGCCGAGGGUUCAGAACACAGAACCUGUCGGGGUGACGGGAGCUGGACCGGGAAGCAACCUGUCUGUGCUGCUGAUAUCCGUCCCAGUGGGAAUACAGUGGGGACCGUCCAGGAGCCGCCCAAUCCUAAACUACCAG
Molecule: messenger RNA, 538 nt
Organism: Oncorhynchus gorbuscha (pink salmon)
Lineage: Eukaryota; Metazoa; Chordata; Actinopteri; Salmoniformes; Salmonidae
Product: CUB and sushi domain-containing protein 2-like
Exons: 5
Source: RefSeq, a predicted model, not a curated record